This is a messenger RNA of Tarenaya hassleriana, 1590 nucleotides long. RefSeq lists its product as uncharacterized. Bases 107 to 1456 code for a protein of 449 amino acids. The transcript has a single exon. Lineage: Eukaryota; Viridiplantae; Streptophyta; Magnoliopsida; Brassicales; Cleomaceae. The record is from RefSeq and is a predicted model, not a curated record.
GUUCGACCCGCACGGAGAAUCCAAAUUCUCGGACCAAACCAGAGAUUACCUCCGGCGAACACACGAUUCAAUCUUCGACCUGACAGAGAAACAGAGUAACAGAACAAUGAUCGAGUUCAUCACAAUCCAUAGGAAUCUCAUACUCCAAAUCCUUGCCCCAAUCUUCUUAACCCUAAUCCUCGCAUUUCUCAGGAUUCCCGUCGUCUUCCUCCACGGCCUCUGCACCUACGUCCAACCGGAGAAUCUCGGCCAAAACAACACCGGCGGCGGUGGAAUCAAAGCCGCCAUUCGACGGCCAUCUGAUGAUCCGAAAGCCAAUGUAGAGCUCAAGAGGAGGAACAGAUCUAAGGACAAGUUCGAGUUCGACGAGAGCAAUGCCCAGAUCUUCCGGAUCAAGCUCGACGAGGACCACCUCAGAUCUCGGCUUUAUUACAACGAGUACAAAAACUGUUUCGUUUUGUCCUUCUUAGCUGUUUCCUGUCUUCUGCUACACAAAUACUUAGGUGUAGGAGACGACAAUAUAGCUCUGGCGAAUGGGUUGAUGGUUCCGCUUGUUCUCGGAUUUGUGGCUCUGUGUAAGGUGCUUGCUGCUCUAGCUAGAAUUUCGCUCGAGCGAUCUGCGUCAAAGAAGUCUGAGAAGAGAUUGAGCUUGAUUUUCGGGGGUCUAGGGUUUGUUUUUGGGAUCGUGAUCAGUGCUGGCAUUUUCCCGAAUGGAUUCGAUUUCAAUUUGGGUUCAGUUGAUGGAUUCUGGUGCAUAUUCAUCUCGGUUUCAAUGGCUUGCAUCUCCGGUUUUCUCUACAUGCCCGCUGGGCGAAGUGCGCGGUCAUUCUGGGUCGGAACAGAUCAAAUCCGGUCAAAUUUGUCGAUGAUUUCAUGCGGAUGGUUAGGUAGAAUGAUUCUCUACGCGAACUACAUAGCUUCGGCUUUCACUUCGCUGCUUUGGAUUAAGCCGUUGACAGAGAUUCUAGUGAAAAAGAACCUUGACACAACUAGCAUUAUCGGUUUUGUCGGUAACGUAGGUAUGCCAAUGGAAGAUUUCGCCAAGUUUCGGGUUUUAUGCUUGUUCUUGUCGGGUUUCUUGCAAGCUUUGGCUGUCCGUCCCAACCUGCAGAUGUUCUUGAACGAAGCCGUCUUAUCGUGGUACCAGAGAUUACAUGGAAGCAAGGUUCCCGAUUUGGAUUUCAGCCGGGCGAAAAUGUUCUUGCACAACCACUUCUUAUGCCUCGUGGCUCUGCAGUUCUUAGCUCCAUCUGUUCUGGUGCUCGUCUUCCUCGGCCUGUCUCAGAUCGAUCUGAGCUCUUUCUUCAUAUCCCGACUGGUAUGCGGUUCUUUGCCUUGUGGUGACUUCUUUCGACAAGUAGGUUUGUUAAUGUCUUGGUGGGUUCUCUUUAUUUGGUCGGUGCUUGCUUCAGCUAGCCUUGUAUUCUACCGCCGUGGUGUCUUGUAUGUCUCUUGAGACGAUACUUUUGGGCUUCCCCGAGGUUUUUCGGGUCGGUAUAUUCCCUGUAACAGGACAAUCAGUUUUGCGGAAUGUAGUUUUCUCGGUAUGUUUGUAUGUUAUACUCAGAAUCAGUUUAAGGUUUUGGUAUU